This is a messenger RNA of Apus apus (common swift), 3152 nucleotides long. It is a transcript of the gene COLEC11, whose product is annotated as collectin subfamily member 11. The coding region runs from base 377 to 1210 and encodes 277 amino acids. The record is from RefSeq and is a predicted model, not a curated record. Lineage: Eukaryota; Metazoa; Chordata; Aves; Apodiformes; Apodidae. The transcript has 8 exons.
CAGGACAGCUGAUCUAUUUCAAACAGGAAGUUGUUUACAGAUAACACUUGUAACUGUUUUGUCUGAUUUGUUGAACUGUCGAAAAGCAAAAGACAACCUCUUCUCAAAUUAAAAACUGUCAGACUUCUGUAAACAGCAGCAAUGAGGUUCAUCUGUGCAGUGUCCCUGCAGGCACAGAGCAUUCUGCAGUUCCCAUUUUCUCAGCAACCAUAAGGGAAGAUGAUGUACAAUGUUGCAACUACAGUGUUGGAUACAUGGACUUUAGAUGUUUAGAGUUUUACCGAUUUGGACUGGAUUUACAUGUUCAGAGUUGAUUCCUGGGCACCUUUUGGCAGCACUGAGUAACUGUGGAGUCAGUGACCUGUAAGUGCUCAUUAUGAAGAGAGAUCUGGUUUUCUUGGUGACUCUAAUUAGCCUUGCCUUCCUGUCACUGUUAAGGUCUGGAUAUCCUCAACAUAUUGCAGAGGAGUCCUGCUCUGUUCAAAUUCUUGUUCCAGGCCUCAAAGGGGAGGCCGGAGAAAAGGGUGAGAAAGGAGCUCCAGGUCGUCCAGGCAGAGUCGGGCCUCCAGGAGAAAAAGGAGAAAUGGGGGACAAAGGACAGAAAGGCAGCAUGGGACGACAUGGAAAAAUUGGUCCUAUUGGCUCAAAAGGUCAAAAAGGAGAUAAUGGUGACAUAGGACCACCAGGUCCUAAUGGUGACCCAGGUAUCCCCUGUGAGUGCAGCCAGCUGAGGAAGGCUAUUGGUGAAAUGGAUAUCCAAGUGGCCCAGCUAACAACAGAACUAAAAUUCAUUAAAAAUGCACUGCCCUCCCCCGCAGCUGUUGCUGGUGUGCGCGAGACAGAUAAUAAGAUCUACCUGCUGGUGAAGGAAGAGAAAAGAUACAAGGAAGCCCAGCUCUACUGUCAUGGAAGAGGAGGGACACUGAGCAUGCCUAAGGAUGAGACUGCCAACAAUCUGAUCGCUUCGUACAUCAACCAAGCUGGGCUCACCAGAGUUUUCAUUGGGAUUAACGACCUAGAGAAAGAGGGAAAUUUUGUCUAUUCUGACCGAUCGCCCAUGCAGACCUUCAACAAGUGGCGCAGUGGGGAGCCCAACAAUGCUUAUGAUGAGGAGGACUGUGUGGAGAUGGUGGCAUCUGGAGGGUGGAAUGAUGUUGCGUGUCAUAUUACCAUGUAUUUUGUGUGUGAAUUUGACAAAGAAAAUGUCUAAGCUUCUCUGCUCGCUCUUUAUUUUAAGGAAAGUUUUAAAGCUGGUUGUACAAGUUACCCCAUGUUUAUAGAGUACAAGUGAUAUUUUGCAAGUGUGUUGCAUCAGUGUUGUACAGCUGUAAAUACAAUUUAGGUAUUUCAAAUAUCAGUAUUUACCCUUCAGAAGGGAAGAGCAGUGAUAAGACAUAGCUUUUUUAAUUUUUUUUUCUCUAGGAAAAUAUGUUUAGAUUAAAAAGUGGUUUGGGGCUAAGUUCUGCCCUUGCAAGAGUUAAUAAAUGCAAUGGCAUGACUGUAAGGGAAGGCAGAAUUUAAGCUCUAGUUGUUAGAAGGAUUAUUUCUGAAGAAGUAGAUUCCUGAUAUUCUUUUAUCUUAGCAAAAUUUGUAGUUAUGUUAAUUGCUUGUAAUGCUACAGGGAUAUUUCAGCAACAAGGCAAAUAUUUUAUAUACUCCAGUUAAUAAGUAUAAAUAUGACUUAAGUUUUUUGGAUGAGGUGUUACAACUUUUUUUAUUUUUUUUAAAAACAGCCAAAGCAAAUCAACAAAUCAGGAAUCCUGCCAGUCUUAUAAUUUUUCAUUAUUAGCCUGUUCACAGAUAUAUGACAAGGAGGCAGUUAAAUAAACUGAAUUUUAGUGCUGAAGGAGGAGAAAGUUCUGAUAAUUUAGUACUGAGAGAUCGUAGCCAGAUGGGUAUUUUGGGAUUGGCUAAAAGUAAAAAUAAGAUUUUGGUUUUCUGCAUUCUUAAGUGAGAACAAUUGAGUGCAUGAACUGGUUUGGGUCCCAAAUAAUUCUUAAAGUAAAAACAUUUUACAUUUGUAUAAGAUGAUCUUGGUGCAUCUUGUUACAAAAUGAAAUACCAGCCCUCCAUCACUUAUGGCAGACUUCACAAAGAGUAAAUGAAUCUCAUUAAAACUGUUUAGCUGUUUAGGCAGGAAAACAGCUUACAUGUUAACUGAGAUUGUAGGGAUGACGCCCUCAAAAGCAGCAGAAGUUUCCAAAAUUUUCCUGAUUAUGUGUACAGCAAUAAUAAGUAAUUUUGCAUGUAUAAUUUAUAUGCCCAAUUUACAAUUGUCUGAUGAAAAAUGUAAUGUAUUAAAAAAAAAAAAAAUAUCAGCAUCAUUUCACAAAGGAAAUUACUAAUUAUUUUGGAUCUUCCUAGGAGCCUGUUGCAUGUUACCUGCUGUUAGGCAUAGAAAGAUGACUGCAAAAUAUCUGACUUUGUUUUUUCAGGAAUACCUUGCACAGUAUGUUAAAGCAGAAAUGAACCUUUGUGUAACAUAGUAAUCAAAAUAAAUAUCUGAUCAUUAUGGGAGAUUCGUCUACUGGAUGUUCACAGUGGAUGUGGCAUGUGGUCCCAGAGAUUUCCCUGCAGCAAGGCAGGACCAACUCUUAUCAACUUUACAAUGUUGUAGCAUACAGACAAUCAGUAACCAUACAAUUCUGUUCAUAUCCACAGUGCCUGACAUUAUUUGAUGCAAUGCUCUUAUUAUAUACCUAAGAAAACAAACAAUUUUUUCUUGCUAUAUUUACUCUGAAUUUGAAUCCAUCAUAUAUUGAUAUGUUUGAUAUUAAUUUUAAAGUUGAGUAGCAAAUUUCUGUAGUAUUGGAAUAUCAGCUCAGCUCCACAGCAGUAACUUUAAGAUACAAACAGUAUUUCCAUUGCUUUACUUUCUUUCUCAUAAAAGGUAGGUGUCAUUCCUAUAUGUUAGUUGUUCUUCCAACUGUAUAUUGAAAGCUAUUCAAUAAUAUGAAUAUGGUUCUACACAAAUAUUCAAAGACUCUUCAUGGAAUUUGGAGGGAGCUAACAAUUCCUGUGGAACUAUUUGUUUGUUUAGAAUAACACCUUUUGAAUGUUAUUUCCUGCCUGCUAUAGAAAUCCUCAGAAACAGGUUCUCUGACAUAGUUCUGUCAAAUCCUUGUACCUGUAUUAAAACAGUCCAAACCUGA